UCCCCUCUCUUCACCCCCUCCUAUUACUCAUCAAUGGCUCAAAGUUAACGGACGUGUAUAUUGUUUUUCUUGUGCUAUAAUUGCGUUAAUGAUGGGUUUCUAGUUCCAAAAGUUCGCACACGUGCGUGUGCCUUCACAUAUAAUAUAAAAAUGUUUGCCGACAUGGCGCCCUCAACGGACAGCUUUGUCCUUCGACAAUCAUCACCACAACCGGACCUUGUCAUCUCCCCGCUUGUACUUAAUCCUGUGAGUGCCCAACACAUCUCCAAGAAUGAGUGCGAGCGUAUGGGAUUGGUCGGCGGCUUCGGCCGACGGCCUUCUCACCACUGAAGAGUGCUCUUUGCUGCUCGAUGUUGACGUAUUCGACGAUGAUCUGCUUAAGACCCUGCCGAACGCUGCGCCGAAGGUGGAGCCGUCCCGCUUCCAGCUGCACGACGACAUCUCGGCCAGCCUGUACCCCCCCUCCCCCCCGGAGACCAAGCCCAGCCGCGCAGAGCUCGCCAGCGACCUUCUGCAACAGAUAGAAAACCAGUGCAAACAAGAAAACAUCUUCCCGAACUGGCUGGAGGAGAAGGUGGAGCUUCCCAUCUUCGAGAACAUUUCUCAAGUGCCGGAGCGGGUGGAGGUGCCGCUCCCGGUUACCGGGCCGCAGUACGGCGCGCCGCAACACACGGAGGAGUUGUUGCGCGAGUUCGAAACCGUGUACGGCGCCGUGGAGCUGACGCACCUGACGCCGCCGCAGAGCCCUCCCGGGCCCGCCACGCAGCUGCUGCUUAGCUACGCGCAGCAGGCGCAGUGCGCGCCGCAGCACGAGCCCUGGCAGCUGGCGCCCGCCGCGCUCGCGCCCGCCUUCGACAGCGAGUUGCAGGCGGUGGACGAGCUGGUCCGCCACCGCGCCGCCGAGCUCGCCUCGCCGCAGCCCUCGGGCGCCAGCAGCAGCGCAUCCCCGCGCAGCUCGCCGCCGUCCUCACCGCGCUCUUCGUGCACGGAUGAGGAGUGGGCUGCGCCCUCGCGCCCAAAGCCUUACUCGCGCUCCACAGACGACCGCCGCUCCCGCAAGAAGGAGCAGAACAAGAACGCGGCGACGCGGUACCGCCAGAAGAAGAAGGCGGAGAUCGAGGUGCUGCUCACCGAGGAGCAGUCGCUACGCCAGCGCCACUCCGACCUCGGCGAGAAGUGCUCCGACCUGCAGCGCGAGAUCCGCUAUCUCAAAGGGCUUAUGCGCGAUCUCUUCAAGGCCAAAGGCCUCAUAAAGUAAAACCAUAUUGACCGCCGCCUCCAGCGAAAGAAUAAGUUUCCGGCGACACUACGGCGUGCGCUGAAGCGAGUACCGUUCAAAAGAAGUUAAUGUUUAAAGGAGAUUUUUGAAGAUUAAUAUUAUCUUGUUUAGUUAAACGUUUAAGUUUGCCUUUUAUGUUUGUAUCUCAAAUAAGCAGAUCACUUUUACUUCGAGCAGCAUUCUCACUCACGUAAUCAGUCGAGGGAUAACAACAUCGAGUUACCUUAACAUCAUAAAGGUGGCGCCAUUUUAUCAUCAUUCAUCAUCAUGUAGACAAUAGGUCGCAUUCAUAUAGAAACUAUGGAAAUGUGAAUUAUAUUUUUUAAUUGUACCUGAAAUCGACGUAUUUGUUUUUAAAUGUUCCAAAUUGUUAUUGUACUUAGUGCAAACCAAUGCAAUUCCUGUUUUUAAUGUUUUACCUAAGGAACUUCAAGUUUUAUCAAUGUAUUGACUGUUCUAUUUUCAUGAAAUAUAUGGAAUGCGACGGCGGA
Molecule: messenger RNA, 1770 nt
Organism: Pectinophora gossypiella (pink bollworm)
Lineage: Eukaryota; Metazoa; Arthropoda; Insecta; Lepidoptera; Gelechiidae
Gene: crc
Product: activating transcription factor of chaperone
Exons: 5
Coding region: 272-1258 (328 amino acids)
Biological process (GO): regulation of transcription by RNA polymerase II
Cellular component (GO): nucleus
Molecular function (GO): RNA polymerase II transcription regulatory region sequence-specific DNA binding; DNA-binding transcription activator activity, RNA polymerase II-specific
Source: RefSeq, a predicted model, not a curated record